GUGCUCAUGACAUCAACAGCUGACGGCAACAAGACGGCUCUGCUCGCUCAUUACUCGCCAUUCCCUUUUUUCUUUCGUCUGUUUUUCCUCCGUUUUUCAUCCUAUCUUCGCUCCUAAAAAGCACAAAACCUAAAAAAAACAGGUCGAAGCGCGAAGCUCCAGCCGCCGAGGCCUCAUCAUUGAGCGCGAUGUCGAACCGUCUCGCCUUCCAGACUCAGCUCGCCUCCAUCAUGGAGGUGCUGGCGAACGCGGCGGUGGCGGAGAUCUGUAAGCUCGUAGACGACGACUACGCGGUGAUGAGUCUGCAGAUGUCUCAGUGCCAGCGGGAGAACAAGGCGCUGAAGAGAAAGCUGCAUCUGCUGGAGCUGCGGAUGGCGCGGGGCUACGCGGAGAGGAGGAUCCGGGAAAGCUCGCUGAACCGCUCCAGCCGAGUGCAAGUGAGCGCCAGCCUGCCGGACAAAUACAGGGAAUACAGGGCUCCUGCUGGCGAUAUUUUUCCGAGUCAGGAGGAGCUCUAUGGGAGGCCGCUGAAUGAUGAUCUGUGGAGAGAGAGGGAAUCGUCUGGGACAGACGUGGCGAUCGGUCGUCCCGUCAUCAAGGACAGCGAGAAUGUGGUUGGAGAUGCUGGCAUGACUGGACCAGACGCUGUGCUUGUGAAGGCUGAGACUGAUGAGAGCCAAAAGCGACAGGAGCUGUUCAUCCGAGAAGAUGGAGUGGCUGAAGCUGUGUCUGAGAGUGGGGAGGCAGGUUUCAGCGCUGUUCAGGUGGAAAAAGCUGAAGGUCACCACUCCAGGACACGCCGCCAGGCUUUGGAGCCUCAAACGACAGAAGAUGAAGAGCCAGAUGUGCUGUUCAUUAAGGAGGAGCUUUCAGAACAAGAGGGCAGAGAGAGCCAAAAACAUGGAGGUACAAGUGAGCAAAAUGGAUUUGUGGAGUCCAGCACUGAUAUUUGUGGAAGCAGAGUCCCUUCCUCACCUGCGCAAAUCACAGUAGCCCUUGGUGCUGAAGAGUCUGACGUGUUGGAUGCAUCCCUUGUGAAAGAAGACAGACCAGAAAAGGAACAGAAGACCCUCUCCAGUCAGUCUGCAGGAGUCCAGAUUACCAUACAGAGUGUGGUAGGUUCUCAGCCUCCUGGCUCCCUACAUUCUCGUGAGCCUGGUCUCCCACACAGAGCAGCAGCACCAAUAGGAGUCAAGGUGUGGGAUCUGCCCAGCGCUGAGUCUCAACUGCAGGGGGCAGUUGAGAACAAUAACAACCCCCUUUCAAACCAGAGCACACAACGAAGAAAAAUGUCGAUGACAGUUGACGUGCUGGGGACAAAUAAUACCCUGUAUGAGAGACCUGGAGAGGUGGAGACUCUCUUCACACGGUGGACUGCAAAUAAUUCCUCUGAUAGUCAGCCAUCCUGUUCUUACAUUGUGGAAGCAGACCAAGACCAGGACUGUGUGCUGGUGCAGCCGACAGCCCUGUCUGUCAGGGGGAUGCCGGAGGGCCUGGAUGGGCUUCAAGAUGCUGGAGGGCCUCUCGGAACAGAGCCAGAAUGGACCACAGCUGCCAUUUCACACCAAACCCAGUCUCAGCAGUUGAGUCACUACAAUAGGACAGAAGGGGUUCGAUUAGAGGCAACAAACAGAGCAAAUAUCACUCCAUCCAUUCCAAAGAUCACCAUGAAUUCCCAAAUGCUGCCAAAUUUCACCCAACCUGGAUUUUCUCUCGCUGCGCUACAACUUCCUAAGCGAAUGGAGAAGGGCAAGAGGAAGAGUUACAUCUGUAAGUACUGUGGAAAGGCUUUCACUGGGCUGUCCAAUGUGGAGGCUCAUCAGCGGGUCCACACAGGAGAGAAGCCUUUCAAGUGUGAGACUUGUGGAAAGCUCUUUGCAGAGGCGGGAAACCUGAAGAAGCACCAGAGAGUUCACACAGGAGAGAAACCGUUUACCUGCACCCGCUGUGGCAAACGCUUUGCCUGGAUCUGCAACCUCAGGACACAUCAGCAGUCGGCUUCCUGUGGAGGAGUUUAAAGCCAAAAUUUGAUGAAAACUUUGGAGUAGGGCACAUUUUGUUUUAUAAUCUUAGUCUGAAAUUUUUGUAGUUCAUGAGAGUUGUGAUACAGGUAGAGUGAAUUUGAUGAUAAAACUGGGUGUGGGAGUGAUGAAUCAGAGUGACCUGGGUCUUGCUGUUUUUCCCAAAUCAAGUGGUGCUUCUCUACAUAUGAGUUUGGUGCCUUAUAGUAGAAAUGUCCAUACCUUUUAAUAAUGCUAUGAACAACCCUUCCACAACUGUACCAUAUACCUCACUGACCGCUCAACUGGCCGCAAACUUCAACUGUGAACCUGUUAAUUCUCAGAAAUGACAAUUCCGUUCUACCUCCUGACCUCUUUUGUAGACAAAAACAAAGCAAUAUCUUUGGAAGAAAUGUCAGAAUAUUUGGUUGUGGUUAAUCACACAAACAUUUAUAACAGUGUUAUAACAGCAUGUCCAUUGACUGAAGACGACCUCCAAUCCAUUCUGCCCUGAAUGAGGGUAAGUGUACAUUGUCUCAGAGUAAAACAGUGGAAUGCAAAUCAG
This is a messenger RNA of Pygocentrus nattereri (red-bellied piranha), 2565 nucleotides long. RefSeq lists its product as uncharacterized. The record is from RefSeq and is a predicted model, not a curated record. Gene Ontology annotation, cellular component: nucleus. The transcript is spliced from 8 exons. NCBI's taxonomy places the organism in Eukaryota, Metazoa, Chordata, Actinopteri, Characiformes, Serrasalmidae. Bases 189 to 2018 code for a protein of 609 amino acids.